AUGCCUUCAAUGUGGAAGACUCCCCAUGGGUCAGAUGCAAUGCCUGAGAGGAUGGUGAAAAUCAUCGGAAGUAAACACUCUCAGUACCUCACAGAGAAGCCCAAGAUCAAGAAGAAUGAGAACCUGAAGCCAGAAACUUGAAGAGUGCUCCAGAAAUCUGUGACUAGUAAUACAAAGCAGAUGAGCAGAGACCCCCCCGGUCCCAGCAGGCUCACUGAUCAUCAAAUCAAUCAUGACCCAGAUGAUGGGGAAGAGAGCAAGCACCCAGAGAAGUACCAGAAACCAAAGAACAACCAGAAACUCCUAACAGGAGCACUCAGUAGCAGAUUUCUGGAUGGCACAGUUCCCAAUCAGGCAAAUGUCCAUUGCAGCUCUGUACCAACUGGAGACUAGUCUCUGUCCUAUAUCCAUGGCCUCCCCAGGAGGAAACUUAGAGACUGGUCCUUGGAACAGAUGGCAAAGGGAGGCUCUGACCAACCUGAGGAUAUUGGCCACAGGCAAAGUGGAACAACAAACAAAGACACUUUUCUUCUCUCCCUGACCAAACUAGAACUCAAGUCAUACUCUUUGAGUGUGUACUUACUAGACAAGCUUUGAAAAGAGCUGAAAGUCCUGGAUCCUAUCUCCUCAGGAUUGCUCCUUCUAUCUCAGUUGAGUCGCCUCUUCCUGAGGCAUGAAGUCCCUCUACAGUUACCAACAGUCAGGAUUGUCUGCCAGAGGUUUUCUAGGGGGGACUCCGCUGAAAUGGUGAACUAUGAAGAGCUACUCUGUUUUUUAAAAGUUGCAGCUUCAGAUGACUCACCACAAAGCAAGAGAGUUGUGGACAGCACCCUGAGGAAAGCUGAGGCAGCUUUGAGUGGAUCAUCUUUUCACAGACUUUCCCCUGCCCCUCCAAGCAGUACUGCCCCUCAAGACUCCAGCUCACAGUCAGAAUUGAGCAGGAGCCUGUUAGAGAUCUUAAAGAUUGCACUAAGGACAACCAAUGGCAACCUCAACCUAGAGAGCCUUAAUCUGAGUCUUUGAAAAGAUCUCAAUCACUCAUUCUCCAGCUACCUGCCCCCACCCAAGGUCAGGCUUAUAUGUGGGAAACAUGGAUUAUAUGUGACUUUGAGCCUCCUGAAAACAUUGCUUAACCAAGAUUUGGCUUACCAAAAUGAAAUAAAAUGGCAGAAUUUUGUUGAGUUGUUGAGCAAAGCUUUCUCAGAUUUGUCCUCUGAUUUGCCUACAGGAAAAAAAGGAAAGGAAACCUCAGCCACUUCAGUGCAGGCUGAAGUUCCAGCUAUGUCUCAAGGCAAAACUGAACAUAUGAAAUCUCCAGAAGAGGAGUUGCAGCCAGAAAAUCUCCCCACUGAGACUUCAGCCCCCAAAGAUCCCCUGGGCUCUCUGAUAAUCAGACCAGUCUUGUAGACUUUUGUGAGUCCAGCAAUGAAGAAUAAGUCUGCAGAAUAUGAGAUGUGGAUCAACAGGUUCAGGAAGCUAGAAAAUGUCCUCUACCUAUGUGACCUGAGUAAUACAGGAGUCCUGGAGAAGGAACAAGCCUGGUGCCUCAUUCACAACUACAAUCUCAUUUACAACCUGUUCCUGAGCCCUUGGAAAAUCGACCAGGCCUUGAGGAGGUUUCGUUCGGGAGAAAAUAUGCUGUUGGAACCAGCACUCUGGUACUUAAAGGAGCUAUGA
This is a messenger RNA of Phyllostomus hastatus (greater spear-nosed bat), 1677 nucleotides long. It is a transcript of the gene CUNH1orf87, whose product is annotated as chromosome unknown C1orf87 homolog. Lineage: Eukaryota; Metazoa; Chordata; Mammalia; Chiroptera; Phyllostomidae. The record is from RefSeq and is a predicted model, not a curated record.